Messenger RNA from Oryctolagus cuniculus (rabbit), 3102 nucleotides. It is a transcript of the gene INCENP, whose product is annotated as inner centromere protein. The record is from RefSeq and is a predicted model, not a curated record. Lineage: Eukaryota; Metazoa; Chordata; Mammalia; Lagomorpha; Leporidae. Gene Ontology annotation, biological process: meiotic spindle midzone assembly; metaphase chromosome alignment; mitotic cytokinesis. Gene Ontology annotation, cellular component: chromosome passenger complex; midbody; meiotic spindle midzone.
GUAGAUUUCGCCCGCGCUGCACGGCUCGGUUGCUUCUCUGGUGCGGCGAACCCUGAAGACCGGGAGCUGGGUGGGUCUGGGCAGGCGGCUUCCCGGCUAGGAAGACCGCCGGACGUGGAUAGCAGCUUCGGGAGACGCGGUGCAGUCAGCCAGAGCCACCAUGGGGACCACAGCCCCGGGCCCCAUUCACCUGCUGGAGCUCUGUGACCAGAAGCUCAUGGACUUCGUGUGCAACAUGGACAAUAAGGACCUGGUGUGGCUCAGGGAGAUCGAGGAGGAGGCUGAACGCAUGUUUACCAGAGAGUUCAGCAAAGAGCCGGAGCUGAUGCCCAAAACACCUUCUCAGAAGAACAGACGGAAGAAGAGACGGAUUUCUUAUGUUCAGGAUGAAAAUAGAGACCCCAUUAGGAAAAGGUUGUCGCGCAGAAGGACACGGAGCAGCCUGCGGAGCUCCCGGCACCUGCGCAGCAAGGACAAGGUGGAGAAGCUGGCCACGGUGGUCGGGGAGAACUGCUCGCCCGUGCUGCGGCGGGUCACCCGCGCCGCCGCAGCCGCAGCUGCCGCCUCCACGGCGCCGUCUGCGGCCCCCUCGCCGCUCGCCGAGUCUCCCACAGAGCCCACCAGGAAGCCUGCCGUGCCCCUGGUGGAGAUCAGCGCCAGCGAGCGCCGCAGCGCGGAGCAGCACCUGCAGCAGGUCCUGGCCGUCCGGGCGCGGUCUGGGUCUCCGGCCAGGACACCGGCCUCCCAGGCCAUCCCGACAUCCGAUGAGGAAGCCACACCCAAGAAGGCUGAGGCCGGGAGACUGGAGUUGGUCACAGUGAGCUCCCUGGUGGCCACCCCCCAGGACCCCAGGAGCCGAGGGGCUGGGGCAGGGCGGUCGGCCUCCAAGCUGAGGAUCGCGCGGGCCUCCCCGGGCUCUCCAGACUCUCGGGAUUCUCCGUGGCGGGAGCGGGUGCUGGCUCCCAUCCUGCCUGGUAAUUGCUCCACGCCCACGGGCCAGCGUGCAGAGACUCGGCCGGUGCGGCGCAGCCUCAUCGCCUCCACCUCCCCGCGUGCCCGCGUUUCCCUGGCCCAGAAGUACUCCCUGGUGGCCAAACAGGAAAGCAACCUCCGCAGGUCAAGCAGGAUUACCAAGAAAGCUGCCCAGGAACCAGCUGCCUCUGCCCGCAUCAUCUGCCAUAGUUACCUGGAGAGGCUCCUGAAUGUCGAGGUACCCCAGAAAGUCAGCCCCACACAGGAGCCCAGCAAGGAGGCCGAGCCCCUGGAGGCAGCUGAGCCGGAGGUCCCCAGCAAUGAAGGGAAUACCUCGUGGCCACACAGUGCCACCAAGACCACCAUUAGUACACCAGGCUCGAAGCCUGCAGCUGGUGGCCAGGACACGCCCUCUGAAGGGCAGCAAGAGGCCACGGCUGACCAAGCAGAUGAACCCAGAGAGCCACCUCAGAGCGUCAGGAGGAAACGCAGCUACAAGCAGGCCAUGUGUGAGCUGGAUGAGGAGCAGCACCUGGAGGACGAGGAGCUGCAGCCCCCCAGGAGCAAGACCCCUUCCCCGCCCUGCCCCGCCAGCAAGGUGGUGCGGCCUCUCCGGACCUUCCUGCACACAGUGCAGAGGAACCAGAUGCUCAUGACCCCGACCUCGGCCUCGCGCAGCAGCGUCAUGAAGUCCUUCAUCAAGCGCAACACUCCCCUGCGCGUGGACCCCAAGAGCAGCUUUGUCGAGAAGGAGCGGCAGCGCCUGGAGAACCUGCGGCGGAAGGAGGAGGCCGAGCAGCUGCGCAGGCAGAAGGUGGAGGAGGACAAGCGGCGGCGGCUGGAGGAGGUGAAGCUGAAGCGAGAGGAGCGCCUCCGCAAGGUGCUGCAGGCCCGCGAGCGGGUGGAGCAGAUGAAGGAGGAGAAGAAGAAGCAGAUUGAGCAGAAGUUUGCUCAGAUCGAUGAGAAGACCGAGAAGGCCAAGGAGGAGCGGCUGGCCGAGGAGAAAGCCAAAAGGAAGGCAGCAGCCAAGAAGAUGGAGGAGGUGGAGGCGCGCAGGAAACAGGAGGAGGAGGCCCGCAGGCUCCGGUGGCUGCAACAGGAGGAGGAGGAGCGGAGGCACCAGGAGCUGCUGCAGAAGAAAAGGAAGGAGGAGGAGGAGCAGGAGCGGCUGCGCAAGGCGGCCGAGGCCAGGCGGCUGGCGGAGCAGCGCGAGCAGGAGCGCCGGAGGGAGCAGGAGCGGCUGCAGGCCGAGAGGGAGCUGCAGGAGAGGGAGAAGGCCCUGCAGCUGCAGAAGGAGCGGCUGCAGAGGGAACUGGAGGAGAAGAAGAAGAAGGAAGAGCAGCAGCGUCUGGCAGAGCGGAGGCUGCAGGAGGAGCAGGAGAAGAAAGCCAGGGAAGCCGCGGGGACCAGCAAGGGCCUGAAUGUGACCAUGGAUGUGCAGUCUCCAGCUUGCACCUCGUAUCAGAUGACUCCACAAGGGCACAGGGCUCCCCCCAAGAUCAACCCAGAUAACUACGGGAUGGACCUCAACAGCGAUGACUCCACUGAUGACGAGGCGCAUCCCCGGAAGCCCAUCCCCACUUGGGCCCGAGGCACCCAGCUCAGCCAGGCCAUCGUCCACCAGUACUACCACCCCCCAAACCUUCUGGAGCUCUUUGGAACCAUUCUCCCACUGGACUUGGAGGACAUCUUCAAAAAGAGCAAGCCCCGUUAUCACAAGCGCACCAGCUCUGCUGUCUGGAACUCACCUCCUCUGCAGGGCCCCAGGGCCCCUGGCAGCCUGACCUACAGCCUCAAGAAGCACUGAGGCAGGCUACGGCCUCCUUGGCAGUCUCUGCUCCUGUCGCUGUCCGUCUGUCUCUCUGUGUCGGUCUGGUGUCCGCCCGCCUGGUGUGCCAGGCUGAGGGCUUGGUGAGUUUUAUAUAAACGUCUUCCAUGUGCCAGAUGUUUCUGCUGUAGGUGGAAGGUGGCUCCAGGCUUGUUUGGAGGAUGGGUGUGGUGGGUGGUUGGGGAGGAACCAGGCUGAGCCCCAGCCUGCCCACAGGCAGCACUCUGUAAAUAGGUUGUAAUUCAGCUGAGUUUUUGUCUCUAGUGUCUUGAGAGCUAGAUUAAUAAAGUGUAUUCCUUCAA